CAUGCAGUGUGUGGAGAGGAUCUGCUGUCUCAUUGUUUGCAUGAUUUACUCCACUAAUACUCCCAUAAAACACUCUGUAGCGUCGCUAGUAAACUGUUAUUUUACUAUAGUCCACAGCAUCUUCUGUUUUGCCAAAAUUUCCUCAUUACACAGCCUACGUCAGAGCCGUCACAUCCCGUUUUGAUUCGAGGCGCGACGUGAUCUCGGUUGUUGUGGACUGCUGUAGCGACCCCAAAAACUCGUGACUCCUCUUCUGACACUCACUCAUGUACCUACCAGCUUUGUCUGUGACAGACCUGUAGAUGACGUUUACUUGAGGUGGAAAUAGAGGAGCAGUUAUUAAAACCAGCCUAAUUAAAGCGCUUCUUUUUGGGUAUGGACGGUCCUGCAACACACACUGAAUGUAACGGGAUGAACGGUGCCUCGACAGCAGCUGUAGCGGCUCCGUGUGCUCAGGGCUCCGGUGAAGGCUGUCUGAAGCGCGUCGGAGGCUUCGUCCCGCCGGACUACCGAAAUGAGAUAAUACAAGUUGUUAAACUAGCUGGACCAGUGGUCUUUUCCCAGUUGAUGUUCUUCCUGAUUGGUAUCAUCAGCUUGGUGUUCUGUGGUCACCUGGGAAAAACUGAACUAGCUGGAGUAUCUUUAGCAGCUGUGGUGGUUAAUGUUACUGGUAUUUCCAUUGGCACUGGUUUGUCAUGCACAUGUGAUACUCUCAUAUCUCAGACCUAUGGGAGCGGUAACUUGAAGCGUGUGGGUGUGAUUCUCCAGAGGGGGGUCCUGAUUCUGUUGCUGGCCUGUUUCCCCUGCUGGGCUGUCCUCAUCAACACUGAAGCUCUCUUACUUGCUGUCAAACAGAGCCCAGAAGUUGCCAGUCUGUCCCAGCUGUAUGUGAAGAUCUUCAUGCCUGCUCUGCCGGCAGCUUUUAUGUACCAACUGCAAGGAAGGUAUCUUCAAAAUCAGGGAAUUAUGUGGCCUCAAGUUAUAACUGGACUGUUUGGAAAUGUCCUCAAUGCAAUCAUCAACUAUGUCUUCCUUUAUCCUCUGGAGUUGGGGAUCGCUGGAUCUGCUGCAGCCAAUGCUAUCUCACAGUAUGUGCUGGCUGUGGUCUUGUACAUUUACAUCUACUGGAGGGGUCUGCAUAAGGCCACAUGGGGAGGUUGGUCAUUCGAUUGUCUACAGGAAUGGGGACCCUUUGUCAAACUGGCCAUUCCCAGUAUGCUCAUGAUUUGUCUAGCGUGGUGGAUAUUUGAAGUAGGAGUACUCCUGGCUGGUGUGAUAAGCGAGGUUGAGCUGGGAGCUCAGUCCAUAGUAUACCAGCUGUGCAUUACAGCUCACAUGUUCCCACUGGGAUUCUCCGUGGCUGCCAGUGUACGAGUUGGGAAUGCUCUUGGUGCAGGAAACACAGAACAGGCCAAGCUAUCUUGCAAAGUCCCCAUCAUUUGUGCAUUCAUCGUUGCCUGUUUUGUUGGAACCAGUCUCAGCAUCAGCAGAUAUGUCAUUGGAUACAUUUUCACAUCAGAGCAAGACAUUAUUCAGAGAGUUGCUGAUGUCAUGCUGAUAUUCGGUGUUAUGCAUAUUUGUGAUGCCACUGCGGGUGCGGCCUCAGGUGUUCUCAGAGGAACAGGGAAACAACUGAUUGGUGCUCUGUGUAACUUGGUGGGGUUCUAUUUCAUUGGCUUCCCUAUUGGUGUGUCCCUGAUGUUUGCAGCAAACAUUGGGAUUGUAGGACUAUGGACAGGACUUGCGAUUGGUGUGUCACUGCAGGCGCUUGUUUUUGUCACAUUUUUGUGCAAACUUGAUUGGGAAAAGGCUGCUGAGGAGGCUCUUGUGAGAGCAGGAGUGAAGAUCACAGAGGAAAAGGAGAUGGUUGAGUUGGAAGACACAGACUUGAAACAGGAGGGUGAUGCAAACCUGGAGGUGCAUGAUUCAGGCCACAGUCGACUACAGUUCACUACCACUACAGUGGGACAUCUUCUGUCAGUAAAGCAGCUUGUUUUACGGCGUGGCCUGACAUUGCUAAUCAUGAUUGUCAUCCUCACAGUUGGAAUUGUAACCAGCAGUUUGCUGGUGAAACAGUUCAAAUGAUUCUCUCUAAAAGAACUCUCAGGAAUAUUUUUUAUUGUCAACAUUGAGUGUCAAAAGGCUGCUUAUCAGGUAGAUUCCACUGAAAACUCUUAAGUCUGCAGUCUCCACUUUCUCCUAUAGUGCAAAUGAUGGAUAGCCAAAGUGAAUGAUGAGUCAAAGAGCCGAAGAGACACAUACAUUUUUGGCAUAUUUAUUUAUUCAGGUAUAUUCACCAUGAAAUGACAUGAAAAGUAUAGUAAUAGCAGCUGAUGGCAGUUAGUGGCUAACUCAAAGAAGAACAGCAGCUGAAAAUGUCCGCCAAAUUGGGAAAACAAUGAGGUUCGGGAGCUCGUUACCUUCCAAGCAGAGGACAAGAUCAGCUGGUAUAUAACAAGGAUGGUAAAUGAGUGUUAUUGCCAUGUUGUUCCAUUGUUAUUGUGUAGAAAGCGCUGCCGACAUGUAUGUUAUAUGUCACACUAGAGGGUGAUGCUGUCGUGUUACAUGUCACGUCUGUUAUGCUUCUUUUGAUUCUGCAAUGCCAGUAUGCUGUCUAAAAUCACACAGUUGAGCAACAUGAUGCCGUCGCUGUUUGGUUCUGUGUAAAAAGGGACUUUUUAGUGGCCUUAUAGUGCCAUCUCUGUAUAAAAAGGGCUAUAGAUAUCACCUCAGGCAUUUGUUUAGACUUACUACCCUUGCCGGUAAGCUUUAAUGUAAAAAGAAUAUGGUUUAAAAAAAUAACGUGUUAUGAAUGUUGGCCACAGAUAUUUACAUUUUAGGAUGAUUAUUUAUAUUUAUGCCUUCAUGCUGCCGAGAGCCAUGGCCUGAGCCAUUAUGUUUUGAGGUUGUCUGUCUGUGCCAUUCUUGUAUACAUGGAGCCUUACGAAAAUGUUUUGAAAUUUGGCAACAACAUCCAAUUGGGCUAUGGGAUGAACUGAUUAGAAUUUGGUAUUCAAAGUCACUGUGUCCUCAUAAAACACAUUUAAGGCCUAACUCAAGAAUUCAUUCAUUAAUUAUGACUUUCACAUAAACAUCUAAAAGGAUAAAAUGAUGAAAUGAUAACUUUUAUAUCAAACGGUCAAAGGGCAACUCUACAGUGAGUGCAUAAUGUUUUUCACUUUUUUGGCCAUUAUUGAACACCGUAGCUCAGGAACAGAAGUACAGACAUUUGGUCAGAUACUGAAUUGGUGACACUAAUCCUGGGUGUCCACCUUGAAACUGUCCUGAUUGCAGAGAUCAUCUGUGCUGCCAGAUUGAAGAUGUGUGUGAAACAUCCACGUCUUGAUUUUUAGCUUCUUUGCAGUAUCAUCCAUAUUUGAAGCAUUGUCUGCUGUCAUGGUUACAUAUGAGUCUGGACAGACAGGAAUGAAAACUGCAACUUAACUACAACCGCAAGAUGCUAAUUAAAGUUUUGAGAUAGUAGAGAUUCACCUUGUAGUUCAAACCAAAAUAUGUGUUCCUUAGGGGCCAAUCCUUGAACCACUCAUGUAAUAUGAGAGUGUAAUGUGUUCUGAACUUUUGAAUUUGAAAGAAAAAGUAUAUUUUGGACUAUUAUCUUUUUACAUUGCACAUAAUUGCUGUACUGUGGAAUUUUGAACCCCCAAACACCCCCGAAUAAAUAUUUUUGCACAUCCUGCACAAAACUGUAGUUUUCUCAUUCUGAAACAGCAAUAUUUUACAUAUUUGUCAUGUUACAGUAUUGUAGACACUAUGUCUUUUUUAUAUUUUCAUUGUACUUUUUCUCUUCUAUACUUAUGUUCUUGACUGUUGCAGUACUUUGCCUUUCCUUUUUAUUUCCUCUUAAUGUGUUUUUUGUAUGUUUAUUGUAUGCACCAAACACCAAGGCAGAUUUCCUGUAGGUAAAACCUACUUGGUUAUAAACAUUGUACUGAUUAUGAUGACCCUCAAAUGAACUAGAAUAAGUUUUUGGUCCCAAAGAAAAGGGACUGAAAGUCAGUGCUUAUCAUGAUUCUGUCACUGAAAACUAAAACCUAAAUUAGAAAUCUUGGUGCAGU
This is a messenger RNA of Epinephelus moara (kelp grouper), 4076 nucleotides long. RefSeq names its product multidrug and toxin extrusion protein 1-like. Gene Ontology annotation, biological process: xenobiotic detoxification by transmembrane export across the plasma membrane. The record is from RefSeq and is a predicted model, not a curated record. NCBI's taxonomy places the organism in Eukaryota, Metazoa, Chordata, Actinopteri, Perciformes, Serranidae. Gene Ontology annotation, molecular function: antiporter activity; xenobiotic transmembrane transporter activity. Gene Ontology annotation, cellular component: membrane. The transcript has 16 exons. The coding region runs from base 376 to 2085 and encodes 569 amino acids.